Molecule: messenger RNA, 2283 nt
Organism: Candida tropicalis MYA-3404
Lineage: Eukaryota; Fungi; Ascomycota; Pichiomycetes; Serinales; Debaryomycetaceae
Gene: APL2
Product: Apl2p
Exons: 1
Coding region: 1-2283 (760 amino acids)
Biological process (GO): vesicle-mediated transport; intracellular protein transport
Cellular component (GO): membrane coat
Molecular function (GO): clathrin binding
Source: RefSeq, a predicted model, not a curated record
AUGUCGACGUCAUACAAACAGACAAUCAAUAAAAACUUUAUCAAGGUAAAUAGUAUACUUGAAAAGAAAUUGAGAAAGUUUUUAGUUGGUCCAAAGAAAGGUGAAACAUUUGAAUUGAAAAAUGCAUUAGUAUCUCAGUAUAAACACGAACGUAAAGAUGCCAUUCAAAGAGUUAUUCAAGCAAUGACCGUUGGUAAAGAUGUUUCUUCCUUAUUCCCCGAUGUAUUGAAAAACAUUGCCACUUAUGACUUGGAACAAAAGAAGUUAGUCUAUUUGUAUUUGAUGAAUUAUGCCAAAUCUAAUCCAGAAUUAUGUAUUUUGGCUGUUAAUACCUUUGUUCAAGACACUGAAGACCCAAAUCCAUUGAUUAGAGCUUUGGCAAUCAGAACUAUGGGAUGUAUUAGAGUUGCUAAAAUGGUAGAAUAUUUGGAAAUUCCAUUGCAUAGAACAAUAGCAGAUGAAAACCCGUAUGUCAGAAAAACCGCAGCUAUAUGUGUGGCAAAAUUGUUUGAUUUAAACCCAGAAAUGUGUGUUGAAUAUGGUUUCUUGGAUGAUUUGAAGAAAUUAUUGGAAGACUCUAAUCCAAUGGUUGUUGCCAAUGCUAUUAAUGCUUUGCACGAAAUCAGAGACAUGAAUACAGAUCCAAACUUGACUGUCUUGGCAUUGAAUAGAGAAGUCAUCAAUAGUUUGUUAUUGUGUCUUAAUGAGUGUACUGAAUGGGGGAGAAUUACAAUUUUGUCUACCUUGACUGAGUAUGAUACUAGUGAUCCAGAAGAAGCAAAUCAUAUAAUGGAAAGAGUUAUCCCGCAAUUGCAACACGUUAACCCAUCAGUUGUAUUGAGUUCCAUCAAGGCUAUUUUACACCAUUUACAAGCCAUUCCAGUUACAGCCCAAAGAAACACCAUUUUGAAGAAGUUGUCUGCACCAUUAGUUUCGUUAGUCAGUACUUCAAUUCCUGAAGCACAAUACGUUGGGUUGAAGAACAUUAGAAUAAUCUUGGAAAAGUAUCCAAAUGUGUUCUCCAAAGAAUUAAGAGUGUUUUUUAUAAAAUAUUCCGACCCAUUGUACUUGAAAUUGGAAAAAUUAGAAAUCAUGAUCAGAUUGGCAAGUGAACAAAAUAGUGCUCUUUUGUUGGGAGAAUUGAAGGAAUAUGCUAUGGAGUUUGAACCAGCAUUGGUCACCAAGGCAAUCAAAUCUAUUGGUGCUGUUGCAAUUAAACUUCAAGACAGUGUUGUUAAAGCUGUCAAUCUUUUAAACGAAAUUAUUGAUGAAAGAGGAGGGGAUUUAAUUAUCAAUGAAGCUGUUGUUGGAUUGACCAAUAUUUUAAGACGUUAUCCUGGUAAGAAUGAUUUAGCAACCUUGAUUAUUCCUAUUAUUUCUAACCACGUUGAUGAAUUGGACAAGAAUGAAGCUUUAUCUGGUUAUAUCUGGUUGUUGGGUGAGUAUCCAAAAUACUUUUCCGGAUUGCACGAAAAGUUGUCUUCUUUGAUUGACUCAUUUUUGGAAUAUGAUUCUAUUUUACAAUUGAAUAUCUUAACCACAGUUGUGAAGAUCAAUUUGGAAUUACCAGGCGGUCAAUAUUCUAAUUUGUUGCAAAGAAUUUUGGAAUUGGCCACUAAAGAUUGUGAGAAUGCCGAUGUUAGAGAUAAAGCAUACAUCUACUGGAGAUUAUUAUCAUCAUCAUCUACUGAACAACAACAGAAAAAGAUUGUUUUGACCAAAUUGCCACCAAUUGAAACUACAAUUUCAUCAUUUAGUCCUGCACUUUUGGAAACGUUGAUGAAUGAAUUGACUACAUUGUCUUCGGUGUAUUAUAAACCAGCCAAGAGUUUUAUUGAUCCAUCAGCAUAUUCCAGAGUUCCAGUUGGAACUAAAGACAAGUCUAGAAUUGAAGAUUUGAAGAAUAUGGCAAAAGAAGAAAUUAUCAAUCACUCUAGAGAUGACAACUUACUUGACUUUGAUGACGAUGAUGAAGGUGAUGCUGAUAACGGUGCUACUGGUAGUGGAAAUGUUGGUAACUUGUUGGAUGAAUUGAAUGAUCUAUUCAGUACACCACCACCACCUGGCGCUCCUCAAAAUAAUGAACAUCAACAAAAUGUCCCUUCAUCUACAAACGAUAUCUUGAGUUUGUUCAACACUAUACCCCAACAGCAACCAACACAACAACAACAACAACAACAACAACAAUCUACACAUGGUUUUGAAAACUUAAGUGUUUCUGGAAACUCAACUACUAGUAAUAAAAACUCGAAUAUCAAUAAUGAUCUUUUGGAUCUUUUUUAA